AUGUUACGACCAUUUUUACUAUUCGUAUAUAUCGCUAAAAUUUUUGUUUUGAUACAAAAAAUUGAAGGAACAACUGAAUAUGACACAUAUUUUCAUGUAUUUUCAAAACAAAAUAUCAACAAGCCAAUAACAAUAUUAUGGGCAGAUACUACGAAAUGGUUAAAAGAAAGAUCUUUUCAGAAUUGUUCAAUUAAAUUAAUUGCUCAUGGGUAUGCUGAACGAUGGAAUAUGGAUUGGAGAUGGGAUUGGGUUAGUGAAAUGAAGAAUGAAAUAAUAAAUAAUAAAAUGAACGAGAAUCUUUGCGUUAUUGCAAUUGAUUGGGAACAAGGAGCACGAGAAGUCAAUUUCAUUACAGCUGUAAGUAAUGCUGACAUAGCUGGACAACAUCUAGCCGAAUUUAUACAAAACAAUCUUAUCGACCCUAAACGUUUGCAUUGUAUAGGAUUUAGUCUUGGUGCUCACCUUUGUGCAUUUGCUUCAAAUAAUUACUACACUAUAUCAAACAAAAAAUUAAGGUUUGCACGUAUAUCUGGUCUCGAUCCUUCUGGACCCUUAUUACGUAAAGCUUCUAUUGAUAAACGUUUAUCAUCGGAUGAUGCCGAUUUCGUUGAUUGUAUUCAUACAUCAACAACGUUUGGUUUACAAGAAAAAAGUGGACACAUGGAUUUUUUUCCCGAUGGCGGGAAAAGUAGUGCAGAAGGAUGUGAAAAAUUUAUCAACAUUAAAGACAACGACGAAACUGAAAAACGUUUUCGUAUUAAACGUUUUCUUUAUAGUAGGAAUCGAAAAGAAAACGAUACUAGUGAAGAUAUGCCAAAGAAAAGUAUCCUUGGAAAAAUUCGCGAUCGAUUAGGAGCACUAAAUCCAUUAAAAAAAGUUUUUCUUAAUAUUCAUGCUUAUAUCGGUUGUAAUCAUCUUCGAUCACCACAUUAUUUCAUAUCAUCAAUUAAUCAAUGUAGUUUUCGAGCAAAACUCUGCUCAUCAUGGACAGAUUAUCUAUCGAAGAAAUGUAAAGAUCCAGUUGAUAAUGAUUUAACUUAUCCACGUAUGGGUUUUUAUGCUGAUAAAAGUAAUCCUAUUUAUAAAGUUGGCAGUGGUAGUUUCUAUUUAAAAACAACGCCUGACAAACCCUACUGUACACUUUCAUUAUCAUCUCGUUCUGAAAAAGAAUCUAAAAAACAAACAUCCUUAAAAUCGAAAUUAAAGAAAAAACUAAGUAAAGUUCUCCCGAAAAAAAUUGGCUAA
Rotaria socialis is the source of this 1245-nucleotide messenger RNA. Lineage: Eukaryota; Metazoa; Rotifera; Eurotatoria; Philodinida; Philodinidae. The record is from the annotation of a GenBank genome assembly.